This is a messenger RNA of Magnolia sinica, 1524 nucleotides long. RefSeq names its product glycolate oxidase 1. The transcript is spliced from 12 exons. The coding region runs from base 218 to 1321 and encodes 367 amino acids. Lineage: Eukaryota; Viridiplantae; Streptophyta; Magnoliopsida; Magnoliales; Magnoliaceae. The record is from RefSeq and is a predicted model, not a curated record. Gene Ontology annotation, cellular component: peroxisome. Gene Ontology annotation, molecular function: oxidoreductase activity; FMN binding.
CUCCACAUCUCUCUCACUCCAUCCCUACUCCUUUUGUCUUCACCUCCUCUCUCCUCUAUUUUUCUGUUUGUGGUUUGUUUUCUUUCUAAUUUCUUUUCUUUCAAAUCAUAUCAUUAUCUAUACAAUAUCCUUCUCCCACCUCAGUUUCCUUUCAUCCACUCUCCUCCCACAGGAACCAAGAUUGUUUUUGGGGAAGGGCUAGUAGUAAGCUGCGAAGAUGGAGGUCACGAAUGUUUCGGAGUACCAAGCCAUUGCCAAGGAAAAGCUGCCGAAGAUGGUCUAUGACUACUAUGCAUCUGGGGCAGAAGAUCAGUGGACUCUCCACGAGAACCGUCAAGCCUUUUCACGGAUUUUGUUCCGUCCUCGCAUACUCAUUGAUGUGAGCAGGAUAGACAUGACCACCACUGUCUUGGGUUUCAAGAUAUCAAUGCCUAUCAUGAUCGCUCCCACUGCCAUGCAGAAAAUGGCUCACCCCGAAGGAGAGUAUGCAACGGCAAGAGCAGCAUCAGCAGCUGGCACGAUUAUGACAUUGUCAUCAUGGGCAACCUCCAGUGUUGAAGAGGUUGCCUCGACUGGACCCGGCAUUCGCUUUUUCCAGCUCUAUGUCUACAAGGACAGGAAUGUAGUUGCACAGCUUGUUAGAAGAGCUGAAAGGGCUGGUUUCAAGGCAAUUGCACUCACCGUCGACACUCCAAGGCUUGGCCGCAGGGAAGCAGACAUCAAGAACAGGUUUACUUUGCCUCCGUAUUUGACGUUGAAGAACUUUGAGGGGUUGGACCUUGGCAAGGUGGACGAAGCGAAUGACUCUGGACUGGCCUCAUAUGUUGCUAGCCAAAUUGAUCAAUCUCUAAGCUGGAAGGACGUGAAGUGGUUGCAGACAAUUACCUCAAUGCCGAUUUUGGUGAAGGGUGUUAUGACUGCUGAGGAUACAAGGAUUGCCAUACAAAAUGGGGCAGCUGGUAUCAUUGUAUCCAAUCAUGGAGCUCGCCAACUCGAUUAUGUUCCUGCAACUAUCACUGCUCUGGAAGAGGUCGUGAGAGCCGCACAGGGGCGUGUCCCCGUGUUUCUGGAUGGUGGUGUCCGUCGUGGAACAGAUGUCUUCAAAGCACUGGCCCUGGGAGCCUCUGGAAUAUUUAUUGGAAGGCCCGUCGUAUUCUCUUUGGCUGCCGAAGGCGAGGCCGGAGUGAGAAAGGUACUCCAAAUGCUGCGUGAUGAGUUCGAGCUGACUAUGGCCUUAAGCGGAUGCACUACCCUGAAUCAGAUCACCCGCAGCCACAUAGUGACAGAGAACGACCUGAUUCGCCCUGCAGCCCGGUUAUGAAGUGCUUGGCUUGAAGAUCACCCAUCGCUCCUUAACAUAAUCGCCAGACAGAAUUUAAUGUCUGUUUCUAAUAAAGGUAUGGAAUAUGUUUACAUGUUCAGGAGACACUCUAUCAUUGGGAGAUCUUGUAUCAGAUUCCGCAAGUCUAGAAACACUUGGAAAAAUUUUAAGCUUUUGUAAUAAUGAUGAAUGUUAUUUCGUAA